ACCUUUUUUUUUUUUUGACUGACAGUCCAUUUUAUGCGGUUAACAAUUGAUGGGGCGUGGUUUGGGAGAUUGUGGGGCGGUUUAAGGGAAGCAAAUGGGCGUGUCUGUAAAGCCUUGGGGCCGAUGAACGGAUGGGGAGGAGGGGCUACGGUCCGGUGGAGAGGAGGAGUCGCGUUCAGGGGCUGUGGGAGAAACAGAGUAGUGUACCGUGAAGGCGACAGAGAGAGCGCGGGGGGAGGCAGGGAUGCGUGCGCCCUGAACGGUCCUGUGGGUACGCUCGGCGGCACACUCAGCCCUUCACAGCCGCAGCGCUCCGCGGCAGCAGUGCCUCAUUCCUUCCGAGGUAGCCACCACGAUGUCCGGCGGGGCUGAGGUUCGCCUCCUCCGCCAAGAUGCCGGCCAAGAAAGUCCGAGGAUGCCGGCCUGGAAGCGAGAAAUCUUGGAGAGGAGGAAGGCUAAGGGCGGCGGUUCGGGGGGAACCGGGUCCCCGGAGACCAGCCCUGGCAGUGCGGGCCCACAACGGGUAAACGGCGAGCUAACGGGGAAUGUGAACGGGAGCGGCGGACUCACGAGGGACGGCGGGGCGGCCGGUGGGUCCGGACGGAACUACACCAUCACCACAGCCAGCCAACACUUCGCAAACAACAAAGAGCCGCGACCGACGGCCUCCGACAGGACUCCGAGGGAGAACGACCGGCACGAGAGCCUGGUUCUGCAGGAGAGUCUGGGGCCCCUCGAGGAGAACCCGUUCAUCAAGCUGGAGAAGGAGCGGAGGAGGCGGCAGGAGCGGCAGGAGGAGCGAGAACACACCGGCCGCCCGGUCCAGCACAUCCUGGAACUGUACGGCAGCGUCCCGGGAAUACGGACUAUCCGAGCCGACAACAUCAUCAUCAUCGAGACGGAUCCAGAUUACUUCCCAGAAGCUGGAGACGCUCAGACGGGGGCCAAGUGGCAGCAGAACGGGGUGGGGGGCUACAGCUCCCUGAACGACCUUCUGGACCGCAGGGGCAGCGCUGUCACCGAGAUCCGAGCCAAGGAGGUGGUCAUCUACGACACCACGCUGAGCAAGAGCGAGGAGAACCUGAGCACCCUGGGCCGACCCGAGUAUGAGGCCGCGUAUGCUGCAGGGGAGGGCCAUGGCCGGGUCAGCCGGAUCCUGCAGAAGUUUGACAGCAACUAUGGGAAACUGCAGAAGAAGUCCCACAGCACGGAGAACCUGCUGGACCUGGACAGCAACUCCAGCAGCAGAUCCAGACUCUGGUCCAGACCACAGCCAGACCUGGGGCCAAAACAGGGGCCGGGUCAGUCGGUCAGCAGCCAGCUGUCUUCACCGCUCUUCCAGAGUUCCUGCUCUUCCACACCAAAGCAUCCUGUUCCGGAGCACAGCAGCCCCCAGCACAUCCCCGGGGGCCCUCAUCCAGUGUCAUCCUUCCGUCAGCGGUUCGAGGAAGGCCCAGCGGCCCCCCCACGAGACGAGCCAGACAGGGGGCCAAACAAGGUCACCAGGGAGCGAGAUUGGGAGGUCACCGAGGUGUCCCCCAAACCAAAGGUGCCAUGCUCUCCGGAGACCCGCCGUGCCCGUGCCGAGUCCCCCACAGCUCCCUUUUCCUUCAAGGCGUCCCGUCCCUCACAGGACUUUGAGAUCCGGGCCUCCCCAAAGCCAGACCUGGCUCAGAUCCCUGACGGGGACACCCAGGCACGAGCCCUCGCAAACCUCCGCCUGCAGUCCCGGAACUCCUUCACCGUGGUCCCCAAAGGCCGCCUUACGGCCCCGCCUGCAGCGGCCAGCACAGUCAAGGCCUCCUCCUCCAACAGAGUGCCCCCCUCCCCAACACUCCCUGUGAAGUCCACGGAGAAAAAAGCUGAAAAUUUAUUGGAGGAAAAUGAGACGGAGAGGCUGGUGGGGACCCCCAAGCCCGACGCCUCUCCUACCACUGAAACAAGUCCUGGUUCUCCUGUGACCUCUGACCUUUUGUCUCCACCUGCUGUUGUUACCCCACCUCCUUUUUCCUCACCUGCUCUAGCUUCACCCCCAUCUUCACCAGCUCCAACAGACUCCCCUGCCCCAUUGCCGCUCACAUCCACCCCCUCCCCGACGCACCGGCCCCCCUCUUUGGAUCAGCUGCCAGUAACGAACAUAGAUGACAUUGAGGUGGAGCCCCCACAGCGCGUCUCUGUCCCCAGCCCCCUUGUUCAGAGGAAGAAGGGCAACACCUUCACUGUGGUGCCAAAGCGCAGGGUGGAGGCCGACACCCAGCCAAGCUCACCUGAGACCCAGCCAGAAGCACCAAGGGGGGCCCCACCGGGGUCCACUCCCCCACAGGCCCCGUACGCUCAGCUGGGAACCCUGCUGAAGAAGCGCUACCCCGCUGUGGAGGACAUCCAGGUCAUCGGUGGAUACCUGUCCCUCCCAAAGUCCUGCCUCUCCAAAACGGGCUCCAAUGGGAAGAAGCUGAAGAUCUCCUUCAACGAGUCGAGCCUCCACAGCACGUACGAGUAUCCGUCUGAGAGCAGCGUGUGGGACAGUGGAGACGAGGACGAGGAGGAGCAGGAGGAAGAGCCGCCCAGCAUGGUGGGACGCAUCCACAUCCCGCGCCCCAGCAUCAUCACCACGCCAACCCACAGCAACAACAGCAGCAGCGACCUUUCCAGCUACGUCCCUAAACACUCGGUGGACUUCAGCUCCUGGCAGGAACACAAACACGACGACGGCGUUCACCAAGUGGAUGCGGAUGCGCAGACGACGGCGGAAGUCAUGCUCACGCCGGCGGACAGCUCCUCCCUGUCUGACUACAGCAGCGAGCCGGCUCUUUACUUCUGAUCCCUGCGGCCGACGGUGCUGACCCCACCCCCGCCCCAGCCGGACUCCCGCUCAGCGGGCCAGCCGGCGUUCCCCGUCGGUGCUGCUGGCUCUCCGCCUUCUCCUGAAAGCAGCUGGGCUGUUUGCCAUCCGGGACAGUUGAACUGUCGCCUCCGCCGUCAUCACCACGCCUGGCACCGCCUCUCUGGACGCUUCCUGCUGGCUUCAAGCUUCAGUUUCAGAUGUGAUGAGAGGAAGCAGCUGCUGUCGGUGUGUGAUGGAGUCCGGUGUUACCAUGGAAACACGGCCUUUUCUCCCUCUUCCUCUGAGAUCCGGGGGACAUUAUUGCUCCGGCAGAGGGCAGUUUGGAUGCAGGACCAAAAAGGGUGCCAGUUCUAGUUUUUGUUUCAGCCAACAACAGGCCUGCUGGUGGGUGGGGUCAGGGGGUGGGGUGGGGUCAGCUCUCAUAUCCCGAUGAAUGCUGGAAAAAGUGCCCUUCGCCAAUCCCGCGUGCGUCCGAAUGGAGUCCCUCUGCGGAGGAAUCCUCCACGUCUUCAUUCGUGAGUCGCGUUUGACACGAGACGCGUCAUCACUCCCACAUUCCAGAGCAGUUGCUCCGCCCAUAACGGGGGGGGUGGGGGGGUGCAAGCAGGACAGUGUGUGAAUGCUUUUGAUAAAUGUUCUUUUUUUUAUUCCGUUGUUUUAUAUGCAAGAAAUGCACCGAGUCUCCAGAUUUUCUUUUGUUUUUUUAAAUCAUGUUGCCAACGGAUGAAAGGCUCACCGUCAGAGCCUCCUUCCCUUCGGCCAGUAUUGCUGUACAGUUUCCAAGCAGGGGGGGUGCUGGACAUUGCUGUUGCCCCCCUCCCUCAGUGUCGAGUCGAUCUGUGGUACCUCUGUCCUGUCUGAUGUCUUUGCACUGUCUCGCUUUUAGCUGAAUUUUGCACCUCGGGAGGAAGAAGUGGGGAAACGUGCACCUGAAGGAUGAAGGAUUUCAGCUGCAGCUCCUCUUCUGUAAUGAAUCGUCUUUCAAUGAAUCAAGUGGUCGUUGUUCGCGGUGAUGCGCUGCCGACAGCUGCCUUUUCGGAUCCGCAGCGGUCCAGAUUUUCCUAAUUCUUCUUUCUUUGACCUCUGCCACAUACUCAAAAUUUUUUUUUUUAAAUCACCAACAAAUAUUGGACAUGGUGGAUACAAAAAAUGAUGACAUCACAGCGGGUGAAACUCUCAAACAGUGAAUGGAGCCAAAAUGUCAAAAUCCACGAAUGAAACCAAAAGGCCCGUGUCGGAGAGAUCCAAAGGAAGUUUAAAAAUGAUUAUGGGGUGGCAACAGGACCUACAGCUUGGCCACCAUUUAGGGGCAAAGUGUGUAAUUUGGUGAUUUUCACACUUUUAUCAAAUAUGGGGAACGAAAAGGAUUGUUCCUUAAAACUUAACACACGCCACAAAGUGAAGGUUGCAUCCAAAUUGCUUCACUGCUCACCGUAUAACGCGUUCGCCAGUUUGUAGUGCUUCUCGAAUCUACAGCCCCAAAAUCCAGCGCACUGGAAAUUUCCCAGAAGUCUCUGCCAAGAACCAGUGUGCAUGGAUGCUCACUACUAUAGACCACAAUGCAUUGCGUUUGAACGAUUGUUUGAUCUUAGGUGUGAUCAUCAGAACACAGUGGAUUCGUAAAUAUUUGUCAGGUUUUUACUUUGUGAAAUCGGUGACGGUGUCGUAUUUGCCGUUUAAAAAAAGAAAGUAGUGAGAAACCACAUCCAAAGUUCUGUUGACCUUUGACCUCAGGAGGAGGUCACCUAUUUUGAUAAAAAAAAA
Oryzias latipes (Japanese medaka) is the source of this 4609-nucleotide messenger RNA. RefSeq names its product taperin (gene tprn). The record is from RefSeq and is a predicted model, not a curated record. Lineage: Eukaryota; Metazoa; Chordata; Actinopteri; Beloniformes; Adrianichthyidae. Gene Ontology annotation, molecular function: phosphatase binding.